GUUUGGUUUACACCGGUGCUCGAAGUGUUCUGGUGUUUGAGCGAGAACUAUCUAAGAAAAUCCAAAUUAAUCGUAAAAACCGUAAGGGAUCCUUGCUUCUUUAUACUCAGAAAGAUGGCUGCAAUGCCUCUUCAAGCUCGUCCACAGGGUAUUACCUUCGAUGAAUAUGGCAGACCAUUUAUAAUUUUGAAAGAACAAGAUAGGCAAACGAGGUUGACAGGGCUCGAUGCACAGAAGGUGAUUCUCGAAUAAUGACAGUCACAUGCGUGAAAUUGAUUUGAUUUCCACCUCGUUCAUCCCAUUGAUUUUUUUCUUUUUUUAAAUCUCUAGUCUCACAUUUUGGCGGCAAAAGCUGUAGCUAAUAUUCUACGCACUUCUCUGGGGCCGAAAGGUAUGAAACGUUUAAGCUACACGAACAUCACUUGCAGCUGUCAUUCGAUUCGACUGGGCUGAUUUUUACAUUUUGUCAAACUCCGUCAAAGAAUCAGACGAACUCCUCUUCGCCAUCGUCUCUUUAGAGAAAUGGGAAGUCCCCUAACUCAGCUGUAAAUUGAACAGUGUUCUACGAUGAAUGCCUGGUAGUCACGCUAGUAGUAAACUCGUGUACAGUACAUGUGUACUUGACUUACCCUUGUAGUUCUGGUGUAUGCGCUUUGAAAAUCAUUUCUUUGACAAUCUUCGAACUUGUUACAUUUCUCGCGAACACCAAACAGUGAUUUAACACAGCAAUACCACUCCUGUGCUUUAUGAGAGCAUCAAACCACACAGAUGCAUAAAGCAGUUGCAAUCAGUUAAGCUUUACUACUACUACUACUUUAAUACAAGAACACUUUUUUAAAAGAUAGCCUAGCUUUUUAAAUUACCCACUGCUGAUUCUUAUGAAAUGCAUAUUUUGGUUAGCCUCCUCACUCAGCUAGAUUCUAAAGGUAUUUUUACAAAAUAUAGGUAAAAAUGCAGCACAAAAACAACACCCCUGUAAACAAGUCAGUAUACAACUUAUUUGCAACUGGGUGUUGUGUUUAUAUGACAGCAACUUUUCUUGACUUAAAUUUACAAAGGAUUGUAUCACAGGCAGAAGGGUGACCCACUAAUUUAUAUAGUGGGGCACACAAAGUGUAAGAUAUCUUCCCCCACCCUACUGUCAGACCCCUUUCCAUAUUUCACUGCUUAAGUGCUCUUGAAUCAUAGCCAUGGUUGCUGAAGAGGCAACAAGCCCUAAAACACUGUGCAUCUUUUAGACCGAUAUCAACUUUUCUCGUAUAAUUUCUCUCAAUGAGUUAUGUGAUUUCAUAGGCAUGGACAAAAUGAUGGUGAGCCCAGAUGGAGAUGUUACAGUAACCAAUGAUGGUGCCACCAUUUUGGACAUGAUGCAGGUGGAACAUCAAAUAGCUAAACUGAUGGUUGACUUGUCAAAAUCACAGGAUGAUGAAAUUGGUGAUGGAACAACAGGAGUUGUAGGUAAGAAUACCAGAAUUUCAAAGUGAAGGCUUCAUUUGUUGUUAAUCUUGUCUAGCCUGAAAUACAAUAAUAGUACUGUCACAAAUGGUAGGAAUUGAAGAGUUUAGUAAUUAAAAUUAACCCCCCCUCACCCUAAUAUCAUUAUGCAUAUUCUCCAUACUGUUCUCUAUGUAUUUCCUAAGGUGCUGACAAGGAGAAUUUGUUUAACAAUCCAGAGUUUUUGUAGGUGUCAUAUCCUUUAUUCUCAUGACCUUAAUGUGUGAAUUGGGGCUGAUAUUGUAAGGAGAAAAAAGGUGUAAGUCACUCUUAGGAGUCCAAAAUGCUGAAAACUUUGCUUGGAAGCUUUCAAGUGCAGCUUUACCUCAGUGCCAUGGUCAGAGUGUUUUAAUCACAGAAAAGUGUGGUUGAUUUGUUAUUUUGCGUUACAUCUGUCUUGAUAGUUCUUGCUGGAGCUCUUCUUGAACAAGCUGAACAGUUGUUGGACUGGGGAAUUCACCCUAUAAGGAUUGCUGAUGGUUAUGAGCUGGCUGCCAGAAUAGCAAAUGAACAUCUUGACAAGAUUUGUGACAGCUUUCCUAUUGACAAAAGCAAUCCAGAAUCUCUUAUUCAGACUGCCAUGACAACAUUGGGAUCUAAAAUGUAAGUAUGAUAGUACAUAUGUCAGGGUCAUUUGCAGCAAAGCAAAAUAAUAUUGUAGACACAGAACAUGUAUUUUAUUUUUUAACUGCCUACAAUAGUAUUUGUUUUCUCCUAUAACCAGGGUUCAAAGUUAGUUGUUAAAACCAAUCAUCUUCUAAUACCUCUUCCCCCCCAAAAAAAAAGAAAAAAAGAAAAAAAACACAUCACCACAUUUUCUUGAGAAACUUACCCCUUCAAUUCAAAAUAAACUUUGGUUGCACCCCUCAAUACCCUGCCCCCUUAAAAAUAUUGUCUCUUAUAUACCUAGGGAGCCAUCAACAAAAUUUGACAAUAUGCACAUACAUAAUAAUUAUCAGUGCUCCAAGUUGCGAUCAUUUUGGUCACCAUGGUGUGAAGUUGACCAAAAUUUUUUAAAGGCAACCAUUUUACAAUUGAAUGUUGCCAAUAGGCAUCUUUUUGGAAAAUUGAUUUUUGAACCCUGGUCAUGAAAGAAAACAAAGGCUUUUGCAGGCAGUUAAAAAAUAUGAUACAUGUUUUACAUCCAACUGGGAGCACCGAUAAUUGUAUGUGCAUGUUGUCAUAUUUUGUUGAUGACUCCGAAGGUAAAUGAGAGACAAUAUUUUUGAGGGGGGGGGGGUUGGGGGUGCAAACAAAGUUUAUUUUGAAUAGAAGGGAUUAGUUUCUUCAGAAACUGUGUUGAUGUGUUUUUUUCCCUUUUUCCUGGGGAAGUGGGAGGGGGGGGGUAUUAAGAGAUGAUUUGGUUUAAUCAACUGAGUUGACUGUGUUAAUUGGUCAUUGUAAAGAGUUUUUAAAACUAUUUAUGGGGGCCAAUUCACAUUAUUUAUCAACUCACUCGAUAGAACCAAAUGAUGACGUUUAUGGGCGUUUCUGAUACGUACUGCUUCAAUAAACAGACUUAGCAUUUAGUAAGUAUUUUCAAGGGGUAAGAAAUGUAACCCUCAGUAGUUUAUAGACAUUUUUCGAUAUACGUGACAUACAUGCAGGGUCACCCUGUAGUCUGUAUAAACUGUAUGGAAGAUGCAAUUGCUUGGUGGCCAAAUGAUUAAUUUGGUGAGCUCAGGAUCUGCCUGUUUACGUGACUGUCUGAUCAUGGUAGCUCUUUUCUUCGUUUGUUUUAGUGUUAGCAGAUGUCAGAGGAAGAUGGCAGAAAUUGCAGUGGAAGCUGUUCUGUCUGUGGCAGACUUGGAAAGAAAAGAUGUAGACUUUGAAUUAAUUAAGAUGGAAGGGAAAGAAGGUGGAAAGCUGGAGGACACAAUGUUGGUUAAAGGAGUUGUUGUGGACAAAGAUAUGAGCCAUCCUCAAAUGCCAAAGGUACAUUGUGUUGCUACAAACCCAGAAACACAUGAUCUCCUUCAUCAAAGUCGGUUAUAUACUCUGUGUAAUAGGGUACUUGGGUACUUUGUGUCAAUCUGAACUACGUAUGUAAAUAUUUUGUAGCUGAACUUGCUUUACUGAGGUAGGGGAAGCUUGAAAACUUUCCAGAAUGAGUGGAAAGAUUGAAAUGAUUGCAACAAUUGAAUAACUCCAAUCACAAGUUGUUAUCUCCAGAUAAAUUGCUAUAUUUCUUCCACUACAACUGGAAUUUACACUUAACCCAAUGACCCUCACCCUGUGCUUUUUUACUCCUUGAAGUGACAUUUAAACUCCCUUUACAAUAUCAAAAUGCUUCCCAACACCAAGGGGUGUAAUCCUGUAAGAUCUCUGAGAUUGCAUUAGUAAUUCCCCUUACUGUUGUUAGUUUGGAGAAUUUUUUAUUGGAUGAACUUCUAAUCCCCUUAUUGAUAUUUCUCUUUCCUCUCAUCACUUCUAUGCUUAAUAUUGCAUUUAUGUUGUAAGGAGAAAGUCUGUCUUGGUCACUUGUUGCAAUUAACCCUUCAACUCUCAUAAGUGAUUAACAUUCAACUUCUCCCCAUAAUAUUCAUACAUUAUACAGCAAACAGGUAAUGAGAAUACUCAAAAUGAUCAGGUAGAAGUUGCUUUCUUGAUGUAACACCAAAUUCUUCUUAACCAAAUUGCAAGGAAAUGCAUAAAAGCUCGAAGGGAGAAUCAACAAUCACAUCUUGGGAGUUAAAGGGUUAACUUAUUUACAAAUAUGUAGCAGCUGGUGGGGAGAGUUACCAGUCAGAUCUUGGGAGAAGAAAGUAUGCAGUUCUGGAACUGCUCUUGUGUCUUACAGGUCAUCAAAGAUGCUAAACUUGCUAUUUUGACCUGCCCGUUUGAGCCGCCCAAGCCAAAAACAAAGCAUAAGUUGGAUGUGACUUCUGUAGAAGAUUAUCAAAAACUGCGAGAGUAUGAGAAGGAGAAAUUUGAAGAAAUGGUUAAACAAGUAAAGGAUACAGGUGCCAACCUGGCCAUAUGUCAGUGGGGUUUUGAUGAUGAAGCUAACCAUCUUUUACUGCAAAAUGAGCUGCCUGCUGUCAGAUGGGUUGGAGGACCUGAAAUAGAGGUAAUUAUUUUGUUCUGUGCAGUGCUGCUUGAUCCUAGUUACAGCUUCUGUAGCUAGCUGGAAAUUUCCAAAAAUGUGGCUAUCCACAUACAGGGAGUGGAGGGGAAGUCAGACAAAAUAUCAGAACAUAUUAUGACCAACUAAGCCACAAACUUAAAAGGAUAAUUUGGUAUUAUCAAAUGAGUGUAAGCCCUUUAUCAGAGUGAAUGAAUGGUUAAUGAGGGGCUGAUGAGGGGCUAACACUUGAAAUGUCAGCUUUUUAAACUCUAAUUAGUGGCCAAUUUACGUUAUCAAAUCAGUUAAAUGAAUACCAAAUUACCUUGUUAUACUCUCCCAUCAACACAGCACCACAGUUUCUUUAGAAACUAACCUACUUUAUUCAUAAGCCACAAACUUGCUGCCUUAGCCUGUUGGAAACGAACACAAAGUUUGUGUCAUAGAUACCCAUCACUUAUCACAACACCACAAUCCACUGUUACAUUUAAAUUACAUCUGAUUGAACAGAUCAUUGUCAUUUGCCUUUCCUUGCAAUUGUGAACCCUUUACACCCUUUCAUCAGUAUACAUAUUCUCCAUACUGUUCUUGAUACAUUUUUUGUGGUACUGACAAUGAGAAUUUGUUAAACAAUCAAGAGCUUCCUAAGUUGAUGAAAAUUUCCUUAAUUCUGAGGACUUCUAUGUUUACUGUGAUAUUGUAAGAGGAAAUUAGAAACCAGUCACUAUUAGGAGUGAAAGGGUUAACACACUCUUCAGGUAGUGUACAGCAGAAUAAGGCAAUGCAUCACCUGUUUAUCUGAUGUACAUAGCCUCACCAUUUUGUUGCGAUAUUCAAUGUCUCCUUCCAAGUUGCAAGUUAGAUUUUCCCUCAGUUACACCUCCUUGAAGGUUAACUUGCAUCAUGUCCAGGACUUAGCUUACUUGUGUCUCAGUGGAUAGAGCAUGAAAACAUAUUUGUAGGUCAACAAUGAUUGCUACAGACUAUUCUGAUUUCUCUCCUCAGCUUAUUGCAAUUGCAACUGGCGGAAGAAUAGUUCCUAGAUUUUCUGAACUGACAGCAGAUAAACUUGGCAAAGCUGGCCUGGUGAAAGAGCUCAGUUUUGGAACAACCAAAGAUAGGAUGUUAGUUAUUGAAGAAUGCCUCAACUCCCGAGCUGUUACAAUCUUCAUCCGUGGAGGAAACAAAAUGGUACAGUAGUGUUUUAUAUUAUUGGAAUGCCUGUACUUGUAAAUGUAUCCCUCUUUGUUACUGUGAAGUCAAUUUUUUUAUUUUGUCAGCUCCUUUGACAUGUAAUAAAUAACAGUAAACAAUGUGCAUGUUAUGCUCACUAACAAGUUAACAGGAAUGGACUAAAUUUGUUUUCUUCUUACAGAUCAUCGCUGAGGCUAAAAGAAGCAUGCAUGAUGCAUUGUGUGUUGUCAGGAAUCUUGUGCGAGAUAACCGUGUUGUGUAUGGUGGAGGUGCAACUGAGCUUGCAUGCUCCUUAGCUGUCACCAAAGAGGCAGAUAAAGUAAGGGGCUUAAAGAAGCUUUAAUAGAUGGGUUAGAACGAGGUGGCAAACUUCAGAGUGAAAUCAUGGCUGUACGUUGGAGUUUUACUAAAGUUUUAAAGGAUCAUUGAUGAAUCAGGCUUCGCUCAUAGCCCUUAUAUUUUGUAUGAUUUGCUGAUGUAGUCUACUGACAAAUUGAAUGCAUCCAUGAAGCUAGAACGGCUCUAUCUUUUAUGACAAAUAGGUCAAGUUCGUGCAAUUUUUAGGUAUAAAAACACAAUUAAGACAAACAGUAGCCUUUGAACCACAGCUAUGGCACCUGCCCUGUGGUUACACAACUAUUGUACUGUCAAGCUUAUUGAACAAUUGUUAACCCUUAACACUCUAUUAAACAUCAGCACACUUGCUCUCCUUACUGUUCUGCAUACAUUUCCUAUGGUGCUGACAUGGAGAAUAGUCCAUUUUACAGUUGCGUGCUUGGUUGCCAAGCCUUUAAACAGGAGUGAGGCUAAGGAUGACCUUGUUAUGAUGCAAUCGUUGCUGCUUUUCAAAUGUAAAUUACUUUGUUAGAAUGCUAUCUAGAUACUGUUCUCUAUCACAACAAGGUCACCUUCAGCCUCACUCCAAAUCAAAGGCAUGGCAACUGAGUACACAACUGUUAAAAUGACCAAUUCGUUGAACAUUAUCAAGAGCUUCUGAACUUGGUGAUCAUUUCCUUUAUUCUCCUGACCUUCAUUUGUUUGCUUCAGGGGUGAUAUUGUCUACAGCGAUUAGAUCCUGGGCACUCCCAGUGGUCAAAGGAAUAAUGUUAAACUGUUGUUUCCUUAGAUAUCCACGCUUGAGCAGUAUGCUAUGAGAGCAUUCAGCGAUGCCUUAGAAGCCAUACCUCUUGCACUGGCAGAGAAUUCAGGCCUGAACCCAAUUCAAACUGUAGCCAGUAUUAAAUCCAGGCAAGUCGCUGAAGGCAAUCCCAGACUUGGUGUUGACUGCAUGGAUGCCGGAAUUAAUGGUAGGUAGCUUUUUUUAAUCCAACUAGAUUCGCCACUGUCGUUGCAAAAUGGCCUUUCCUCUCCCCUAUUGUAAAGGGUCUGUGCAGGGAAAGUAAUUACGUAUAUUUGUAACAACCAUGCGAUUGUCUCAACAACGAAUUUUGUUUCAAACCAAAUCUAUAGAAAGGAAUAGAAAACUAAGUGUAUUUAUCAAUUAUUCGCCGAAGGUGAAGCAAACAUUGUUAAAUCACCCCUGGCACGAAGUCGAGGGAUUAUUCAGCAAUGUUCAAUAGUAUAAUUGCUCAAGUGCUUGACUCAUAUCCUUUUGUAAAUUCAACAAAUAAAGAAAGCAUUUUGCAUACUUUGUUACAAUUGUGGUGAUUACCCAUAUCAAUAUAAACAAGGAGUCUCAACAAGUUAAUUAAAUUCAAUCUGUUAUAAAUUCAUAUCUUUCUUUUGAAGUGUCUCGCCAAACUCAAUGUUCUCUUCGUAAUUGAAUGAUCUUCUAUCGCGAUUAACCCUGUUUUGAAAUUUAGUGUCCCUGCUAUAAUCACCUCGCGCAAGGUGAUUAUAGCGAGAUAUGAGGCAAUCCUCGACCAAUCAGAGCGCGCGCAUUUCUUUAAUUACCCGAGCAACUUUACUAUUGAUAAUUAGACUGGUUUGACUAAUGCAAUUAACUCACAAUUAUGCUGACACAUUCCCGGUCUUAAACUCUUUUCGUAGAUAUGAAAGAACAACACGUGAUUGAAACGCUAAUUGGAAAGAAACAGCAAAUAAGUCUAGCCACCCAACUUGUAAAGAUGAUCCUUAAAAUCGACGACAUCAGGACGCAAGGAGAAUCGUGACACCCUGACUUGGCUAGCUUGCGUGACAUCUGAGUGUGACAUACGAUUGGUGGGCAAGAAUCACACUGGUGU
Pocillopora meandrina is the source of this 7956-nucleotide messenger RNA. The record is from the annotation of a GenBank genome assembly. NCBI's taxonomy places the organism in Eukaryota, Metazoa, Cnidaria, Anthozoa, Scleractinia, Pocilloporidae.